Molecule: messenger RNA, 1962 nt
Organism: Acanthisitta chloris (rifleman)
Lineage: Eukaryota; Metazoa; Chordata; Aves; Passeriformes; Acanthisittidae
Gene: MASP1
Product: mannan-binding lectin serine peptidase 1 (C4/C2 activating component of Ra-reactive factor)
Exons: 9
Biological process (GO): zymogen activation; complement activation
Cellular component (GO): extracellular region; blood microparticle
Molecular function (GO): serine-type endopeptidase activity; calcium ion binding
Source: RefSeq, a predicted model, not a curated record
AUUGAAGCUGAGGACCAGGAGCUGGCAACCUUCUGUGGCAGGGAGGCAACGGACACAGAGCAGACUCCUGGCCAGCAAGUGAUCCUGUCCCCAGGGCCCUACAUGGGGCUCACCUUUAGGUCCGACUUCUCCAAUGAAGAACGCUUCACCGGCUUUGAUGCCCAUUACACAGCCGUGGAUGUGGAUGAGUGCCUGGAGAAAAGCGAUGAGGACCUGACAUGUGACCACUACUGCCACAACUACAUUGGCGGGUACUACUGCUCCUGCAGAUUUGGCUACAUCCUCCACUCUGACAACAGGACCUGCAAAGUGGAGUGCAGUGACAACCUCUACACCCAGAGGAGCGGGGUGAUUGCCAGUGCUGACUUCCCCAGCUCCUACCCCAAGAGCUCAGACUGCCUAUACCGUAUCGAGCUGGAGGAGGGUUUCUUCAUCACCCUGAGCUUCGAGGACAGCUUUGAUGUGGAAGAUCACCCGGAGGUGACCUGUCCAUAUGACUACAUCAAGAUCAAAGCUGGCCAAAAGGAGUUUGGACCAUUUUGUGGAGAGAAGUCCCCAGGACGCAUUGAAACUCAAACCAAUAGCGUGCAGAUCCUCUUCCACAGUGACAACUCCGGAGAGAACAGGGGCUGGAAGCUGUCAUACACAGCAAUUGGAAACCCAUGCCCAAUGGUGCAACCACCAAUCAAUGGGAAAAUUGAGCCUUCUCAAGCCAAGUACACUUUCAAAGACCAGGUUGUCAUCAGCUGCAACCCUGGAUACAAAGUGCUGAAGGAUGACCUGGAAAGCGACUCCUUCCAGAUCGAGUGCCUGAAGGAUGGGACAUGGAGUAACAAGGUCCCUAUCUGCAAAAUUGCUGACUGCAAAGCACCGCGGGAGCUGGAACAUGGUUUUGUCACCUUCUCCACCAGGAACAACCUGACCACUUACAGAGCAGCCAUCCAGUACCACUGCCAGCACCCCUACUACCACAUGGCCCCCAACAGCACUGCCACCUACACAUGUGACGCAUCGGGGGUUUGGAGGAGCGAGGAGCUGGGGACCAAGCUGCCAUCCUGCCAACCAGUGUGUGGCCGGCCGGUUCGUCCUCUGCCCGGGAUCAUCAAGCGGAUCAUCGGCGGGCGGAACGCAGAGCCUGGCUUCUUCCCCUGGCAGGCCCUGAUUGUGGUGGAGGACAUGUCCCGGGUGCCCAAUGACAAAUGGUUUGGCAGUGGGGCCCUGCUCUCAGACUCCUGGGUCCUGACAGCCGCCCACGUGCUCCGGUCUCAGCGGCGGGACAAGACUGUCAUCCCCGUCUCCAAGGAGCAUGUCACUGUCUAUCUGGCCCUUCAUGAUGUGAGGAACAAGAUGGAAGCUGUCAACCGGACAGUGGAGAAGAUCAUCCUCCAUGAGGACUUUGACAUCCAGAACUACAAUCAUGACAUUGCUCUGGUCAAGCUGAAGGAGAAGGUGACUAUGGGAAAGUACGUCAUGCCCAUCUGUCUGCCCCAGUUUGAGCACGAGCUGGAGGGGCCUCACCCUAACACUCUGGGGCUGGUGGCUGGCUGGGGUAUCUCCAACCCCAACAUCACAGUGGACGAGAUCAUCAGCUCAGGCAUGAGGACCCUGUCCGACAUCCUGCAGUACGUCAAACUGCCGGUGGUGCUGCAUGCUGAGUGCAAGACCAGCUACGAGUCACGGUCAGGCAACUACAGCGUGACCGAGAACAUGUUCUGCGCUGGCUAUUACGAGGGUGGGAAGGACACUUGUUUGGGAGACAGUGGGGGAGCCUUCGUCAUCCAGGACCCAGGAACCCGGAGGUGGGUGGCCCAAGGGCUGGUCUCAUGGGGUGGCCCAGAGGAGUGUGGUAGCAAGCAGGUGUACGGUGUGUACACCAAGGUCUCUAACUAUGUGGACUGGGUGGAGAAGAAAACAGGCUCCUCAGAGAGGUGGACAUUUCUGGACCCAGAGCUGGAGAGAUGA